Messenger RNA from Budorcas taxicolor (takin), 1877 nucleotides. RefSeq names its product ribonuclease H2 subunit A (gene RNASEH2A). Gene Ontology annotation, molecular function: RNA binding; RNA-DNA hybrid ribonuclease activity. The transcript has 8 exons. Bases 30 to 929 code for a protein of 299 amino acids. Lineage: Eukaryota; Metazoa; Chordata; Mammalia; Artiodactyla; Bovidae. Gene Ontology annotation, biological process: mismatch repair; DNA replication, removal of RNA primer. The record is from RefSeq and is a predicted model, not a curated record. Gene Ontology annotation, cellular component: ribonuclease H2 complex.
CUACGGCUGGUGGCGGCGGCCGAGGCGGCAUGGAUCUCAGCGAGCUGGAAAGAGACAAUACGGGCCGCUGUCGCCUGAGUUCGCCUGUGCCUCCUGUGUGCCUCAAGGAGCCCUGCGUCCUGGGCGUCGAUGAAGCGGGCCGGGGCCCGGUGCUGGGCCCCAUGGUCUAUGCUAUCUGCUAUUGUCCUCUGUCCCGCCUGGAGGAUCUGGAGGCCCUGAAAGUGGCAGACUCAAAGACUCUGUCGGAGAGCGAGCGGGACAGGCUUUUUGCGAAAAUGGAGGAGGACGGGGACUUUGUGGGCUGGGCACUGGACGUGCUGUCUCCAAACCUCAUCUCUACCAGCAUGCUUGGGCGGGUCAAAUACAACCUCAACGCCCUCUCUCAUGAUACAGCCACAGGCCUAGUGCAGUUUGCGUUGGACCAGGGUGUGAACGUGGCCCAGGUGUUUGUGGACACCGUGGGGCUCCCAGAGACAUACCAGGAACGACUGCAGCAGCGUUUUCCUGGCAUUGAGGUGACAGUCAAGGCCAAGGCAGAUGCCCUCUACCCCGUGGUCAGUGCUGCCAGUAUCUGUGCCAAGGUGGCCCGAGACCAGGCCGUGAAGAACUGGAAGUUUGUGGAGAAACUGCAGGACCUGGACACUGAUUAUGGCUCAGGCUAUCCUAAUGAUCCCAAGACGAAAGCCUGGUUGAGGAAGCAUGUGGACCCUGUGUUCGGCUUUCCCCAGUUUGUCCGCUUCAGCUGGCGCACAGCCCAGAGCAUCCUGGAGACUGAGGCAGAAGACGUGAAGUGGGAGGACUCGGAGACUGGGGAUCAGGAGGGGCCUGGGAAGAUCAAGUCCUACUUCAGUGAAAGCCCCCAAACCUGCCUCCGCCUUCCCCAUCGGUACUUCCAGGAGCGGGGCCUGGAGUCAGCCACUGUCCUCUAGGAGCCAGCCUGGACCCCAUUUACCUGUCCCCCAUCACCCGUCCCGCCUCAGUUCGUGAUUAAAAUUCUUCAAGGAAAGCUAAGUGUGGGGAUUCUACUUUGGGAUAGAAGUAUGUUCUGUCUGCAUCUGGACCCAGUCACUGACUUCUGGAACCUAAACAGGAUGGAUAUUGGUUGAUUUAAUUAGAUUUUUUUAAUGCCUGGUAGAUUUGUUUGACGCAGAAUUAGGAACCAGUAUGCUGAGAAGCUAAGGGCUUCCCAGUGGCACUAGUGGUAAAGAACCCGCCUGCCAAUGAAGACAACAUAAGAGACACAGGUUCGAUCCCUGGGUCGGGAAGAUCCCCUGGAAGAGGGUAUGGCAACCCACACCAGUGUUCUUGCCUGGAGAAUCCUGUAAACAGAAGAGCCUGGUGGGCUACAGUCUAUAAGGUCACAAGCAGUUGGACACAACUGAAGUGACUGAGGGUCCCACCACAUACCACACUGAGAAGCUCCCCUUCCAUACUACCCCCCAACAUCCUGGUCGACUUAAUGGGGUGUCUCAGUCCCUUGUGGCCUGUUGUAACAAAACACCACAGGCUGGGUGCUUUAUAUACAAUAGAUACUUAUAUUUAACAGUUCUAGAGGCCGGAAAUCCAAGAUCAGGGUACCAACCCAGUUGGCUUCGGGGAAGGCCCUCAUCCAGAUCACAGACUGCCAUCUCCCUGGGUUCUCACGUGAAGGGGUGAGGAAUCUCUGCAAGGUCCCUUUUAUGAGGGCACUAAUCCCACCCAUUAGAGAGCUCCACCCAUGUGACCUUGUCCCCUCCCAAGGUGUAAGGUGUCCUCCUUACACCUAAGACCAUCUUUGGGGGUUAGGAUUUCAGCCUGAGUCUUUUGGGGGCUGUACAAACAUUUGGACCAUAGCAGGUGCCUCUUAGGCCCUUCUGGAGGUAUCUUGGCAUGUUACA